This is a messenger RNA of Lichtheimia ornata, 1671 nucleotides long. RefSeq lists its product as uncharacterized. The record is from RefSeq and is a predicted model, not a curated record. NCBI's taxonomy places the organism in Eukaryota, Fungi, Mucoromycota, Mucoromycetes, Mucorales, Lichtheimiaceae. The transcript is spliced from 3 exons. Gene Ontology annotation, biological process: regulation of DNA-templated transcription. Gene Ontology annotation, molecular function: DNA-binding transcription factor activity. Bases 1 to 1671 code for a protein of 556 amino acids.
AUGUCCACAACAGAAACAACUUUAACGGACACGUCAAUGAAUAAUGAUGACUUGGCAAACGCAUUGCUUCAAAAAGUACCAGCAACAACAGAAUCCAAAGGCGAUGGCCACCAUGGUGAGCAACCUGUCAAGAUACGCAAGAAACCAGGCCGUAAGCCCAAUCCAGCAUCGCCUGCACUGCGUAAGGCACAAAAUCGCGCUGCACAAAGAGCCUUUCGUGAGCGUAAAGAAAGACAUUUGCGUGAACUAGAGGCCACUGUUAAGCAAAUGCGAGAAGAACGUGAGCAACUUCAAGCUGAAAACGAGCAACUCAAGCAUGACUCGGAUGUGCUCAAAUCCGAAAACUGGUAUCUCAAGGGCAUCGUGCUUACCUUGCAGCUGGUCUGCUAUCGACACAAUUUGGUGAUUCCACAACAUAGUCCAUACAUGAAUGAGGAGGCAUUGGGGAUGUUGGCACAAUCCAUUCCCGAACCUAUUGCGGCCUAUAUUAGUGCCAACGCUAAUAACAAAUUACCCAUCCCAUCCCGGUGGCAAAAUAAUACUACUACAUCAUUCGAGCUCACUGGUGGUGCUUCGAUGGCUCCCAAGAAACCACGUAAUCGCUUCUUGUCACAAGGAUCCAUUGUUAUCACCAAAGAUGGUAUUCAAUCACUGCCAAAGUUGCAAGAAGCACCCCGUUCAUUUCCGAUUGACAAUAACAACAACAACAACGAGGCAUUUUCUGAUCCUGAAAUUGCUUUGCCCGCUUUAUCGCCUGUGAUGCCACAAGUGCCUUCAAGCCCACCACCACCCACCACGCAACAACAACAACAACCCAUACGCAUGCAGCCACCUAAUCCACCACCACCACCACCAUCAUCAUCACAGCAUGAAGAUACCAUCACAUCCAACCUUGCUGCUAUUCAAAUUUUACGUUUACGCUUGCGUCUUCAAUCGGUGUGCCAGCAAAUUGAUACACAACAUUUUGCAAUUCAACCUACGGUCUUACAGUUGACGAUUCCUCAUGACCCACGUAUUGAUCUCAUCCCUACGCCCCAUAUGCGUGAUCGCAUGAUUCUCUUCCGUGACCUAUUUGAUUUGGAUGAUUGCCUACGAUGUCUUAUCGGCAAUUCAACGUUCCAUGGAGGUGAUCCUGCCGUGCCAUCCAACUGGCAGCUCCCACCUGAAUUCUUUGACAAGUUUUGGUUCUUGACUACUGAUUUUUCAUUGCAACGUAUCACAAACAAAUGGCGCAAGGCUCAAGGAUUGGAUGAAUUGCAGCAGCAGAAUUCAAACGAUCAUGUCAGCAAUAAUGCCACCGGUGGUCAAUCUUUACCCGACAUGUCUGAGCUAGCCAGUUUCUUUUUCCCGUCAACACAACAACAGCAACAACAAACAUCAUCAUCCUCAUUCUCAUCCUCAUCAUCCAGCAGCAUCAGCAGCAAAAGUAGUAGUGCCGAUGAGGGUGGUGAUGUAUUUUGCUCGCCUAUUCAGCUCACCCAUCAUAGCGGGUACAGUGGCAAAAGAGGAGAUGACGAUUAUACAUAUGGUGAUAUCGUGUUUGGAGAUAAAGAUGUCGUCAUGGGAAUGGAUGUUUGCCCACCUUGGGAUGAUGCUCUUAUGUCGGCUUCCCCCACGGAUCAGGAUUAUGACACGCUUAUGGAAAGCCUGAUCCACACCGAAAACGAGUAA